AUGGCGAGCACGGCGGGCAGGCCUGGAGAGUUCAAAAUUUUUGUGAAGGGCCUAUCCAGUGCUGCCAGCGAUGAGAGCUUGCGUCGAGCUUUCUCACGUUUUGGUCUCAUCGUCAGUACUCAUAUUCAACGAGACAGGUGGACGGGUCAUUCGCGUAACUUUGGGUUUGUUACUUUCAGGAACCAUGCGGAUGCAGAAAAGGCCCUGGAAUCCAUGAAU
Molecule: messenger RNA, 219 nt
Organism: Pseudomassariella vexata
Lineage: Eukaryota; Fungi; Ascomycota; Sordariomycetes; Amphisphaeriales; Pseudomassariaceae
Product: cold-inducible RNA-binding protein
Exons: 1
Molecular function (GO): mRNA binding
Source: RefSeq, a predicted model, not a curated record